CUUGAGCUAUGUUGGUCAUGAAAUUAAAUAUUUUGUCCAUUUUUGUGUUGAUUUUCGCACAAAAUGUUGACUCAGCUCGUAUUUUGUGCUUUUAUCCGACGCCAAGUAAGUCAGGAGUGCUCAUUGCGCAACCUUUGAUGGAGGAAUUGGCGAAACGAGGACAUGAAGUUACCUUUGUGAGUCCUUUUCCGCUUGGAAAAAGUGUUCCCAACUAUCGUGACGUCGUGAUUUCUGUUAAAAAUGAAGCUACAAGAGAACUCACCCAACGAGUAACAAGCAAGGAGCAAAAACACAAUAUUCUAACUUGGUUACCAAAAUUGGUUACUUUGUCGUCUGAAGCUACAAUUGAAGUCAUCAAAGAUGAAAAAUUUCAAGAAAUAAUGAAAAAAGAAAAAUUUGACUUGAUCGUUUUUGGAUAUUUAUUCAACAAUUUCCAACUUGGGCUUCAGGAGCAUUUCAAUUGUUCAAGUGUUGUUCUCUCGUCGGCGCCAUUUUUUCACUUUUUGGAAGAACUGCUUGGGCAUCCAAAUAAUCCAGAAGCUGUUAGAAGUAUUAUGUUGAAAAAAGAUGAAGAAAUGACAGGAAUGAACUUUUUCGAGAGAGUUCUCAAUACUUUGGCUUAUUUUGUGGAGCAUUUGAUGUUUAUUUAUGUCGAAUAUCGGAAUCAAUUUUACUUUGACGAAAUAUUUCCUGAAAGUAAACUCGGAUAUUCCAACGCAAAAAAGAACGUUUCGUUAGUUCUCGUCAACCAAUAUCUCUCGGAAGGUUGGAUUCGACCUCUUCUCCCGAGCGUUAUUGAAGUCGGCGGCUUACAAAUCAAAGAAACUCCUUCUCCCUUACCUGAUGACAUCCAAAAGUUCAUUGAAAGCAGCAAAGAUGGCGUUGUUCUCGUCUCUUUCGGCACAAAUUUCCGCAGCAUCGACCUUCAACAAGAAAAACUUUCGAUUCUGAUGAAAUCUUUCAGCAAACUUGAACAAAAAGUAAUUUGGAAAUUCGAAAACGAAACUUUACCAAACUUACCGAAAAAUGUCCUGAUCAAAACCUGGCUUCCUCAAGACGAUAUUUUAGCGCAUCCCAAUACAAAAGCUUUCGUUACUCACUGUGGCAUCAGCAGCUAUAACGAAGCCCUGUUCCAUGCAGUUCCCAUCGUCGCCAUUCCCUUUGUGAGUGAUCAACCGAUGAACGCAAAACGCGCCAAAGAUGCUGGCUGGGCAGAAAUUGUUCCAUUUUUGGAAUUAACAGAAGAAAAACUCGACGCUGCUUUGACAGAAAUCUUAAAAAAUCCAAAAUUCAAGAAAAAUGUCAAAGUCUUAAGCGAUAAAUAUCGAGAUCGACCGAUCACAGCAAUGCAGAGCGCCAUCUACUGGAUUGAAUAUGUGAUUCGACACGAGGGGGCGCCUCAGUUGCGAUAUCCGGGAAUUAACCUCAACUACUUCCAACAACGUGGUUUAGAUAUUUUUGCGUUUUUGACACUUUUCUUGUUCGUUCUUGUCAAAGGCACGAAGUUUGUUUGCCAAAAAUUAAGGAAUUGUACCAAAAAAGGGGUAGAUAACCGAAAAAGGCACGACAAGAAAAAUAAUUAAAGUCUACAACAAUUUUAGAUAACGUCUUUCGUAUGCAAAUAAAGUUGAGAGCUUAUGACUUUGAUUCAAGUUCUCCCCUUCCUUCGUCCCAAUUUUGGUAAUUUUGUUUGUCGAAUAAGAUAAGAAAAUGUGUUGAAACUCGUUCCUCGUAGAUAAGUUUAAAUUAUGACUUUUGUUGCAACUUUUGACAACUUUGAAAAAUUUCUGAGUCACUCAGAAAUUCAUAAUUAACGAAGAGGAAAAAAAUGCAGACGACCCGUUAAUCCUUUGUUGAUGAAAUCUCAACAGAUGUUUGACAUUUUUGUGGAUUAAAUUUAAUAACGUUCGGAUUAGAUCUCGUUUUAUGUUUUUUUCUUUAAUUUUUUCUUCGGCUUCAACGCCAUUCGAGCAUUACGAGAGUGAGAGAAAGAUUAUGUUGUUAAUGACGUUUCGUUCCCAUGUAAAAACAAAUUUUAAAUUUCUUCAAUCAGAAGUCGAUGCUUGUUAAAAUUAUUGCAUUUUAACAAGCAGUUGUUAGUGAUGUACAUGGCAAGAUAGCAAA
Molecule: messenger RNA, 2124 nt
Organism: Culicoides brevitarsis
Lineage: Eukaryota; Metazoa; Arthropoda; Insecta; Diptera; Ceratopogonidae
Product: UDP-glycosyltransferase UGT4-like
Exons: 3
Coding region: 9-1583 (524 amino acids)
Molecular function (GO): UDP-glycosyltransferase activity
Source: RefSeq, a predicted model, not a curated record